GGCCAGUGUCAGCACGGCUGGAGGGAGAACGAGGACAAAUGUUACUUCUUCUCCAACGAUACGAAGACGUGGUUCGAGGCUAAUACGUUUUGUUUGGAGCAGAACAGCAACCUGAUGAGCAUUCAGGACAUUCAUGAGAGGUUGUGGGUGAGAACACAAAUUGGCAGCGAGAUCCACUGGAUCGGCCUGAAUGACCAAGUUGUGGAAAACGUCUGGGAGUGGAGUGACGGGAGUCCGUUUAUACAAUACCUAUCGUACUGGAUGCCAAAUCAACCAGACAACUAUCAGGAUGCAGAGCACUGUGGUCAGGUGGUUGGAUCUUACUUUGGACAGUGGAACGAUGAAAACUGUGGCGUUAAGAGAAGAUACAUCUGCAAGCAUAUCAACCAAAAUCCUGGCCCGCGGUGCGACUUGGCCAACGGCUGGAGGCCCCACGGCUCCAACUGCUACAAGUUUAAGUCACAACUGAGGAAGAGUUGGUUGGCAGCGAGACAUGACUGUGUGCUGGAGGGAGGAGACCUGGCGUCCGUGAUAUCAGAAGAAGAAAACACCUUUGUGGCGGGAGUAAUGGAGCAAACGCAUCUGGACCUCUGGAUCGGACUGUCCACACUGAAAUGCAACAAGAUAUCAUGUAAGGUUGAGACUGGAAACACCAACUUUGCCUGGUCUGAUGCGGAGGGGUCGUCGUACAGAAACUGGGGUGAAGAUCAACCGACGGUUGACGCGCAGGUCGGCUCAUGUGUAGCAAUAAUCAAAGAUGCAUCAGAUGAAUUAGGAGACUGGAGGUCCCAUCAGUGCAGAUAUGAACGUCCUUAUAUGUGCAAGCGUCCACUCAACACCAUCUGCCCUCGUGGCUGGCUGAGCUUUGCUGGCAGUUGUUACUGGAUGGUCAGUAACAUCAACCUCUUGACCACCUGGCAUGACGCUUUUACCAAGUGCGCUGAUUGGGGGGCUCACCUGCUGAUUAUUAACAGUCAAGAUGAGCAAUUUUUCAUCAACGGCAAACUUCCAGAUUUUCACCAGGUGGAAAUUCCUGACAUCUGGCUCGGCUUAUCAGAUAAGGACCAGGAUGGUGUCUUCCAAUGGGUCGAUAAAACCGCAAUUGCAUAUUCCAACUACGGUUCUGGCUGGCCCGUAAACACGGCAAACCUGUGGGACUGUGGGCAGAUCUUCACAGGGAAUUAUGAGGGAAAAUGGGAAACAACCAACUGUUUUAAGAGGCUGGGUUACAUCUGUGAGAUGACAGGUGGACAGAACGCAAAACCAACUGCAGCUCCUGACUCCCACUGUGACACUGGGUAUUUGUUGUACGGGGACUUCUGCUACCACUUUGAGCAGGAGCAGGUGAAAAACUGGCACGAAGCCGAGGCUCAUUGUAAGACGGAGCAGGGUCACCUGGUCAGCUUCCACUCACAGGAAGAGCUGAGUUUCCUGACUGCUCACAUGGCAGCGCAGGCCUGGGUGGGUCUGAAUGACAUUAAUGUGGAAGGCCAGUAUGUAUACACCGAUGGAACGACUGCAGAAUUUAUCCCGUGGGGGAUCAACCAGCCAGACAACUGGCAGGGGGAUGAGGACUGCGUGAACAUCAGAGGAUCGAAUAAUCACGACCCUGGGAAGCUCAACGAUGACUUCUGCACUGCGACAAGAGCAUAUAUCUGCAAAAAAGCUAAGGGACAAGGACCUCCUCCCCAUCCUCCAACAUCAGGACCAGGAUGGAACGAAAGAUGCGGUUCUUGGAUGUUCGACCCUUUUAACGACUUCUGCUACCUGUUUAACUACCUGUCAAUGAGGACGUGGGCGGAAGCUCGAGCUGACUGUGUCAACCAGGGAGGAGACCUGGUCAGCGUCACCGAUCCCUUCGAGCAGGCCUUCAUACAGGGUGUGAUCCAGCAGACUCCCACAGGGAUCUCCCUGUGGAUGGGCGGACACGACUCCGUCACUGAAGGCGGCUGGGAGUGGAUAGACGGAUCUCCGUUCAGAUACAUUCGCUGGAACGCAGGAAAUCCAGAUAAUUACUUUGGGGAGGACUGCCUGUCCAUACUUAUUAAUAAUGGCUACUGGAAUGAUGACAACUGUGAGUACAAGAGAGGAUACAUCUGCAAGCGGAGAGGCAACACACCUGAGCCGCCUCCGCCCCAUGAUGGUUUUAUGACGGCGCUGGUUUGUCAGGACUCCAGCGCGGUGCUUCAUUGUCCACAUGAAAGUGUGAUCAACAUCCAGUCUGCUUUCUAUGGACGAAAGAGCAGCGACAUCUGCCCGCACUUUGUGGGAUCAGAAGGCAGCUGCACUGUUGACGGCAUUCUUCCCCCGAUCAGAAAGGCAUGUGACAACCGUCCUUUCUGCUUCAUUUAUGCUCACACGGAGGAAGACCCUUGCCCCACCGUCUCAAAGUAUCUGGAGAUCGUCCACAGCUGCGAACAAAAAGUGUGUCUGCAGGGUUUGGGUGUUGAGGACGGGAACGUCACAGACUAUCAGCUGUCUGCUUCCUCUUCCAUUGGGUUUUUCACUCCUGAAAAAGCUCGUCUGAAUGGGAAUUCCUGCUGGAUGCCUUCAGGAAGUGCAACCUCGAGCUGGAUUCAAGUGAACUUGGGUGAAACCAGGAAGGUAACAGGGAUUGUGAUCCAGGGAUGUCCUCAGACAGAUCACUGGAUCACCAAAUUUAAGAUCCAGCACAGUACAGAUGGUACAACCUGGACUGACUACACAGCUGAUGGAGAUUAUUUCCCAGGCUCAAUGGACAGAAACACUGCUGACACUCAGCUGCUGGGCACGCCCGUGUCAGCUAAGUUCAUCCGCAUCCUUGUAGUGGAGUUCAAUGGCCAGGCUGGGCUUCGCUUUGACGUCCUGGGAUGCACGCCCGACUAUGCAAUUACCUGUGCCAACAAGCCCAAUUUCAACUUUGCCAACGACCGAAUGACGGUUCAUUGUCCAGCACGCUGCGCUCACUCUGACUACACAGUGUACGGCACAACAGUGUAUCGUGGGGACUCAAACAUCUGUGCAGCAGCCAUCCAUGCUGGAGUGAUUCUGAAUGAGAUCGGAGGAGAGUGCACUUUGUUGAAAGCUGACGGACAGGACUUUUAUGCCGGCUCCACCAGGAAUGGCAUCACCUCAAGACAAUAUAAUGGAGACUAUUCAGUGUCUUACACUUUUGCUGAUGGGGAGCUGAGAUGCUCAGGACCUGACUGGUACGAGUUUGGAGAGUUCUGCUACAAACCUUCUGGAGACAAAAAGACGUGGCACGAAGCCAGGAGAGAAUGCAGGAAUCAAGGGGCUGAUCUGGUGUCCAUCCUGUCAAUGACCGAGCAGACCUGGGUGGAAAGCUACUUGUAUAUGGCCACCAGUGAUGUGUGGACUGGUCUGAACGACCUUGCAGUCCCCGGUAUGUUUGCGUGGACGGAUGAACACAUGGUAACCUUCACCUACUGGGCUCCAGGGGAACCCAACAACCACGACGGGUUCAAUGAAGACUGCGUGGAGAUGUUACACCAGACCGGCCGAUGGAAUGACGUGUCCUGCACAGAACUCAAUACUUACAUAUGCAAAAUGUCCAAGGCACAUUACCCGGUGCCGUCUGUCAAACCUACUGUGUACGGAUGUCCUCAGGGUUGGGAUGCAUAUGGAUACUCCUGCUACUGGAUGGAAGAGACGGCCAGGACCUGGUCUGAUGCUAAAGCCUUCUGUCACGAGAAAGACGGCUUCUUGUUGCACAUCGGAGACAUUUAUGAACAGUCACAUUUCACAGUGACGCUGACAGGAAAGACUGGUUUGUGGUGGAUUGGCCUGCGCGCUCACGGCGGGACGGGUGGAGGGGUGGACUACUUCUGGGACACCGGCUUACCACUCACCUUCACGCACUGGGACAGAGACCAGCCAGAUAAUGGGGAGGGCACCUGCGUUGCUAUGACAACGGGUCGGAUAGGCGGCUUCUGGGACGACCAGCGGUGUCUGGACGAACACGCUUUCGUCUGUGAAAAAGUCAGACCUGACAUCACCCCGCCCACCAAGGCCCCGACGCCUCCUCCAUCGCCGGACUGCGCCAGCGGCUGGUCGGCGCCGCGCCACUUCAGGAACUGUUACAGGCUCUUCCACAAGGUGGACUGGUCCCUGAAGAAGAGCUGGGGGGCAGCGAAUGAGGACUGCAUCUCCAGGGGAGCCAACCUGGUCAGCAUCCACAGCCAGGAAGAGGAGGAGUUCCUGUCUCUGUACAGCAAAGCUAGCAGCAAGUGGAUCGGCCUGAAGCACAACCCCACAGAAGGAGGAUACUCAUGGAGCGAUGGCACGCCCUUGUCGCACACCAACUGGGGCUACGGGGAGCCGAACAACCACGAGGGCCGUGAGGAGUGCGUGGAGAUGGUGAGCAGCAACAAUGGCACCCACUCUUGGUGGAACGACCUCAACUGUGAUGCUCAUCAGGACUGGAUAUGCAUGAUCUCCAAAGGGAAAACUCCCAUCCUUCCUCCAGUGCCCCCGCCUCCCGUCCCCGCGCCUGAAUGCGGCUCCAACCCAGGCUGGAGGAAGAACAACAACAUCUGUUACUAUUACAACGACACCGACAUAGUCGACUUCCGCACGGCUACGGCGCGCUGCUUCGCAGAGAAGGCCAGGCUCGUGUCCAUCCUCACCAGAGAUGAGCAGGCUUAUGUUAACACAAUGGUGGGAACAGGGGACGUGGCUGCAGCCUGGAUUGGGAUGAGGAUGUUUGGCGUCGCUAACGGGCAGUACAUAUGGGAGGACUUGUCCCCAGUGACAUACACUCACUGGGCUCCAGGUGAGCCCAACAACGCCAACGGGGAGGAACAGUGUGUUCAGAUGAACAGACACCAAGGAGGAUGGAACGACGCAAACUGUGGACGCGCCGGAGCAGGUUACGUUUGUAAGAAGUUCCCUGGUGACGUCCACACCCCUCCGCCACCCACACAACCCUGGGAAGGCAACUGUCCUGCUGGUUGGCUGCGUUUUAAGGACAAGUGCUUCAUGUUCAAAGGUAGAAAAAAUGACAUCAAGGCCAACUGGUCUUCUGCUCGGAGCUGGUGCAAGGAACAAGAAGGGGAACUGGCGGUUAUUGAUAACCAGUAUGAAAACGACUUUGUGUCUAGUUACCUGAAAGACCUGGAGCACGGUGCCUGGAUCGGCCUGUCAGAUCUCCUGCUGGAGGAUCAGUACGCGUGGAGCGACGGAGUACCAGUGCUGUACACCAACUGGAAUCAAAAUGAGCCCAACAACGCUGGCGGAGUGGAACACUGCGUGGCAAUGACACACAACCCCCUGAUAGUGGGCAAGUGGAACGACGACGCCUGUCACAAGGAGCAUAGCUUUGUCUGCUACAGGAAGAAAUCAAGCAGCAUCCAACCUCCUCCCCCGCCCGAGAAUCCCUGCCCAUCCGGCUACAUCUCCUGGUACCAGAAUUGUUACAAGCUGGUGGAGCAGCCGGCCACCUGGGACGUAGCCCAGGGAGCCUGCAAGGCGGAGGGCGGCAACCUGGCCAGCAUCGACAUGAGCUACGACCAAGCGUUCAUUGCAGGGGUGGUCCUGCAAGGGAAAGCCGAUGCCUGGAUUGGACUUAGACGCAAGGAAGACGGGUCAUACAUGUGGAGUGACGGCUGGCCGGUAUUCUUCACUCACUGGGGACCCGGAGAGCCCAGUAACAUCAAGGACGAGGGCUGCGUGAGCAUGCACGCUUCAAUCUUCUUCCACGGGACGUGGAAUGACACCAAGUGUGACCAAGCUAAACCCUACAUCUGCAAGAUCACCUCAGAACAUCCACCGCCGACUCCCAGCCCUGGCGAUGGGAAGUGUCUGCCGUUCUGGGUCCCCUACGGCCAUCACUGUUACUACGUAUAUGACAGGAAGGAGGGCUACUCUUGGCCCGAAGCCCGACACUACUGCCAGUCCGUGAGGACGGAGCUGGCCUCGAUCCACAGCAGAGCAGAGCAGGAAUUCCUCAGGAACCUCAACUACACCAAAUAUCACCACGUCUGGAUCGGUCUCACCAGGGAUAACAACCUUGGCUGGGGCUGGACGGAUAAAACAUCACUGGGAUUCCUUAACUGGGCUCCCGGUGAGCCGAACACGAACUUUCACCCCGGGGACAUUGCUGGGGAGAACUGUGUGGAAAUGUAUGCUGACGGACGCUGGAACGACAACAACUGUCUGCAAAAGAGAGGCUUCGCCUGCCGUCACCGCCAAUACUACACCACCGAUGACAACAAAAAUCCGGUUUUCCCCACGGAUGACCCAGGCGCUGCCGAUGGAGGGGUUAUAGCCGGGGCCAUUAUCGGAGUGAUCAUCUUCUGUGUCUUGAUUGCUGGCCUGGUUUACUACGUCUUCAGCGUGCGGGGAUAUAAAAUGAGCAGCAUCAGUUUACCAAGAAGAACCACCACUACGGUUGAUGAGCCUGCAUUCAGCAACCCCAACUUCCCUGGAGAAUCAGACACCUAAACCAUCAUCUUCAGCACAGAACACCGAUGCUGAUACUUUUAACAAAUCAUCUAGAUUUCAAGUCUCCAAAAUGUUUCAUAGGAAUGAACAAUAUUGUGUAUACUGUAAUAUAUUUGGAAAUAAACAAAAUUUCAUUUAAGUACA
Messenger RNA from Cololabis saira (Pacific saury), 6585 nucleotides. Its product is annotated as macrophage mannose receptor 1. Bases 115 to 6441 code for a protein of 2108 amino acids. NCBI's taxonomy places the organism in Eukaryota, Metazoa, Chordata, Actinopteri, Beloniformes, Belonidae. Gene Ontology annotation, molecular function: signaling receptor activity; carbohydrate binding. The transcript has 49 exons. The record is from RefSeq and is a predicted model, not a curated record.